Molecule: messenger RNA, 7332 nt
Organism: Mytilus trossulus (common blue mussel)
Lineage: Eukaryota; Metazoa; Mollusca; Bivalvia; Mytilida; Mytilidae
Product: ATPase MORC2-like
Exons: 30
Coding region: 375-3539 (1054 amino acids)
Cellular component (GO): nucleus
Molecular function (GO): zinc ion binding
Source: RefSeq, a predicted model, not a curated record
AAAAUCUGAUCAUUAAUAGAUCUGGUCAACGUAUAUGAGCUGUAUAAACUUAAAAAAGCGUUAGAAGACAGUUAAAAAAUGUAAACAAACAAAACGGAAAGCACGGUUGUACGCGUGCGCAAUGUGACAGGAAGCUGGAAUGCGAUAACUGCAUGAGGCCGAUUUUGACAAAAAAAUCCCAAAACUCUACUAAAAUAAGGAAUAACAUGUCAUUAAACAACGUGAAUAAUGAUUUUUAAAGUUUGGGCCUUCAAUCUUCAAACAUUUCACUGAUAUUGCAACAUGGACUUCAUCAUAAUUUUACCGUUUCACACUUGAAUUGUCGUCGUCCCGCCAACAUCAGCAGCAGAAGCAGUUGACGCUCUGAGUUAAUUAUGUCGCAAGAAGAAUAUACGUCUCUGAGUAGAGCUCAGCUUAGCUUUGACUAUCUACAUACUAAUUCAACUACACAUGAGUUUUUAUUUGGUGCCCUUGCUGAAUUGGUUGACAAUAGCAGAGAUGCCAAUGCCACAACAAUCAACAUUUUCACAGUCCCAGAUGAAUCUCUCAGGGGAGGUUACCUAUUGUGUUUCCUUGACGAUGGAAGUGGAAUGGAUCCAAAUGAAACAGCUGAUAUCAUCACAUUUGGAAGGUCAACAAAAAGAGAUGAAGAAAACUCACACAUUGGCAUGUACGGAAAUGGUCUCAAAUCAGGUUCAAUGAGGAUUGGUAAUGACUUGAUGGUAUUUACAAAGAAAGACAAGGCAAUGUCAUGUUUGUUUUUGUCACGUACAUUUCAUGAGGAGGAGGGCAUUGAUGAGGUGAUUGUUCCUCUGCCAUCAUUUGAAGUUAACAGUAGAAAACCUGUGAGCAAAGGCAAAAAGCAAGAAAUUGAAAUGGAACUAAUCUAUAAAUAUUCACCAUUCCACAAUGAGGCUGAAUUCUUUGAACAGUUUGAUAAAAUUGAAAGUGAAUCAGGGACUCUUGUAAUUAUCUACAAUAUGAAGCUAUUAGACAAUGGCUUACCAGAAUUGGACGUACUAAGUGAUCCGUGGGACAUUAUAUCGGCACAUCCUUCCGCAGAAGAGGAUUCUGACGAAGGGUCGUGGUCAAGGUUUCGUACAGAAAGGUUGAUGCCAGAAAGGAAAUCAUUCAGAGCCUACACAGCUAUAGUGUAUGAAAACCCAAGUAUGAAAAUUUAUAUUCAGGGGAAAAAAGUACGGACAAAGCGAUUAGCAUGCUGCUUAUAUAAACCCAAAAUGUACAAAUAUUCUUCAAAUCGAUUCAAGACGCGAGCCGAGAUGGAUGUUUCCAAAUCAAAAGAAGACGCUAAAAAUGCUGAACAUCGAGCAAAAGAAGCAGAAAGUAAAGCUAAACACAUAGAAUCAAAACAAGGAGGAUCAUUAAAAGAACACAGGGCUGAGCUGCGGAGAGCACAACAGCAUGCUGCAGAGUUACGGAGAGAUGCCAAGUUAAAAAAAGAGUUGGCAGACAGGAAAGAAAGGUCGUUAAAAGAACCCAAAACACUGAAUUUUAUAUUUGGUGUCAAUCUAGAUAAUCGUAGUCAUGAUGGAGUAUUUGUAUAUAACUGUAGUCGUCUUAUAAAGAUGUACGAAAAAGUAGGACCACAAACAGAUGGUGGUGUUUUUUGCAGUGGUAUAGUAGGAAUAGUAGAUAUACCAUACUUAGUAUUAGAACCCACACACAACAAACAAGAUUUCGCUGAUGCUCGGGAAUAUCGACAUAUGAUGAAAGCUAUGGGGGAACACAUGGAACAGUAUUGGAAAGACAUUGGAAUAGGUAACCAAGGUGUCACAACAUUUUGGGAAAACUUUGGCUAUGUUAGUCAUUCAUGGAAGGACCCACCAUCAGUGGAUAUCAAAUUCCAGAGAAAACGUGCCAUGCAGGUUAACACAACCUUACAAUGUGAUAAUUGUUUGAAAUGGAGAAUAAUCCCAUUCUCCUCUAAUAAUAUAAGUAAAGACUUUAGUGAUGAUUGGAUCUGUGACAUGAAUGCAGAUGUUCAGCAUAACAAAUGUAAUCAAGCUGAACAGAAGUUGAAUAUACCAGAAGGUCAAUUAAAAAAGUUGGUUAGAUCUCAGGAACAGAAACAGAAGGACAUAGAAGAGGAUAUACGGAGGAAAACAGAACAGUUAGAGAAAAUGCAGAAAAAACAGUCAUCAUCUCGACAAGCCGAGGAAAAGGAAAGAAAACGAAAGGAAGAUGACGAUAGAAAGAAACAAGAAGAACUUGAAAGGCGGAGAAAAGAAAAAGAAGAAGCCGAAAGAAAAAAGGAACAGGCUAAAAAAAUGAGAGAAGAUGCAGACAAAAAACGAAAAGAAGAUGCUGAAAGACGGCGGAAAGAAGAGUUGGACAGAAAAAAGAAAUUAGAUGCAGAAAGAAAGAGAAAAGAAGAACAGGAAAGAAAGAAGAAAGAGGAAGCAGAUAGAAAAAAGAAAGAGGUGUCAGAAAGAAAAAAGAAUGAAGAGGUUGAAAGGAAAAGAGAAGAAGCUGCUGAAAAGAAAAGGUUGGAUGCAGAAAAGAAAGCUGAGGCAGAAAGAAAAAAAGAAAUAGAAAGGAAGAAACAAGAGGCAGAGAAGAAAAGAGAACAGAAAAGAUUGAGUGCAAGUAAAAGAGCUGCUUCCCCUAUACUACAAUCGUCAAGGAUCACACCGACAUCAUCGGCGAAGAAGGCUAAGAUAUCUUCACCUGUUGAUUCAGAUAGCGAUGGAUACGUUCCUACAAAGAAGAUGAAAUCUGAUGUAGAUUCAACGCCCUCUAGACGAGGGAGAAAAGCUAUUAAUAGAAAUAUUGUGGAAUCGUCGUGUGAUGAUUCUGAUGCAGUAGUCGACACAAGGUCGGAGGAUGAUGACAUGGGAAUUGUAUCUACAAAUGACACUGACAAUGAAGGGGAAGUUGGUACAAAGAUUGAAGCAAGAAUUAAUGAUAAAUGGUAUUCUGGAAUGGUAACCAAAAUAAAUAACAAAGAUUGUAAAUGGAAGAUAAAGUUUGACCACAAUUCAAAAGACAAAUAUGAUAAAUGGUAUGAAAAGUCCAGUAAAGAUUUAAGAUUAAAGAGUGGUCAGCCAAUACCAGAAUCUCCAGUUCAAGGUCCCCCCUCACCCGUCUCUGUGUCCUCGGCUACCGAGGCUCCAUCAUCAUCAACCACAUCACAGUUACCAUCUAGUCAAAUCACAGAUGAAAUUGCUAAUGGUUACAGAACAUGUUUACGAUACUUCCUGCCACCAAACUGGAUCAUGGAUAAAGAUGCCAUAUCUACGAUGGCUUUACCAGAAUUAGCUGCCUUCCCAUUAGAUGAUUUCUUUGACCAUUAUGAAAAAGGAUUGAGGAAGUUAGUUGGUAACUUCCAGACAGAAGCCUCUCAAAGAAAACAAGAAAGUGACCAGGCUGUCACAAAAUUAUCGUCAGUACGGAAACUUAUUGCCAAACUUCUCAAGUCAAUAAACGAGGAUUUUGAUAUUGAUCCUGAUGCUGAUGGAGACCAAGUAGAUGAACUUUUAGCAGCAUGUGUCAAACAAGCUGUCCAAUCACAACCUUGAUAACAAAUAGAAUCAUAGGGAAUUAACCAAUCAGAAAUAGUGACUCUGAAACAUGUAACCAAUGAAACUGAAGAGUUUGAAAUAACUGGUCAUAAAGAAUCUAAUAUCAUAUGAAAGUUCUUAGGAGAAUUGUUAUUUUAUUUGAGGAGAGACAUUUUACCAGUGAACUUGAAACAUUUGUUUUCUUCUCUAAAUUGAAUUGUUUACCUGUGUGAAAUUAAGUUUUUACAGGAAAGAAUCUUUUCCAGACUAAAAGCUUAAAAUAUGCUUCCAUAUUUAAAUAAACCCUUAUCUUGUUGUGACACAAAUAUGACAUGAUAUGAUGUAAUGUUCUUCAGCACCUGUGUAGAAAAAGUCCAUUUUACUUUAUUAAUAAAUUAUACAAAUACAAAUUUCUACAACAUGCUUUAUAAUUUGGAGACAACCAAGUUCUUAAGUCUUAUGUGCCCCAGUCCCAUUUUGAUCAAAAAAGGGGAAGGUCAUUGGUGUUCUCUGGGCACUCCGGCUUUCUCCACCAAUAUAAACUGAUCACCACGAAAUAUCCCAAAAGUGGUUUUAAAACACCAACAAUCAUUCCAUCUUGUGCAAAAAGGGGAUAUUUUUCAUGUGUUGUACACUGUAUUAUGAAAAUGGUUAAACUUGAAAGAAUUGUUGAAAAUCGGGAGAAGGGUUUAAACAAUCGAGUCUAAGGAUUUCAUACAAAGGCAUUGUGUAAAUGUAAACCUACAUUAUUUCACUUAAUAAUGCGAUUUAUUAGUUAAUAUGAACAUUUUAUUGAGGAAAUAUAUUUUUUUUAUCCCUUGUUAUGUAUAUCCCAAAUCUAUAUUACAUUUAUUUGUCAUAUUUUAAUAAAAUUAAUCUGGAUUUGUUUUACUAAAAAUGCCAUUUUCAUUUUAUCUGAAUUUGUCUGAACCUAAAAUUCUGUAAAAAGAAGGAAGAAAAUGAUGAAAGAAAUUGUCAAAAUGUUGCAUGCCAUUAGAACCAGAUAUAGAGUCAGAACUUUUGCAUAGAUUCCUAUCGCUUGUAUAGGAACCAGCGAAAAAUGUGUAAAUACAUGUAUGUCCUUAUAAGGCCAUACAGGAGUUUAUCACCGUCCCCCCAUAUCACUUACAUUGUGUCAAUCAUUCCCUUUGUUUAUGAUUAAAUAGCAUUUGCCUGCCGUUUAUCCUAAACAUGUAUGAAAUAUUUGCCACUGGACAUUCAACAAACAAAAAUCCAUCAAUUUUAUUUUAAGUUACUCUGAUGACAUAUUGAAACAGAUGUAUAGUAAAAUUCUUUUGAAGUAAUGUGUUAUUCAGCAAGAAUGGCAGACAUUUUGUAUAUCUGGUUAUUUUUGCGUCAAGUUUUAUUCACUGUGUGUGCCUUUGAAGGGGCUUUGUAAAUCAUUUCUUUUCACAUUUCACAACCUUGUACAAUGUAAAGGAGUGAGAUGUUUCCAUAAAGUUAAUUUUGAAUUUAAAUGCCUACAUCGAAACAUAGCAAAACUUUGAGGCAUAAAAUGUCUUGAUAUACAGUCUGCCUGCAGGCCUUUAGAGUUCUUGCAAAAAAUUGCCAACCUAAUACUUUUUCCCCUGAAAAAAACACAUUGUUUGUCCAAAUAUCAUCUGGUCGCAUCAAAUUGGUACUGUUAAUGGUGGUUUUAAAAACCCAAUGUUCCCAUCAAGGAUAAAAAAAUAUAAGAUUAUUGAAAUUUACUGUUUUCACAAGGCAGUCAUGGUUUGUAUUUGAUAGAAAAGGGAAUGAAGGCAAUGGUCAUAGUAUUAAGUUUGUCAUUUGCAUAUUGUAAAUUCAUUAUUAUCAUGAAUAUUCAUGUAGAGUUAACAUGUUGUGUUAUUAUUUUUUAACAGUAGAACAUUUAACAUUGAUGUAAAAAAUAUCAUUUAUCAUUAUUAAUUAUGUAAUUCUAUUUUUUGUCUGUGAGAGAAAAAAAAAAAUAGAAACGUGGAAGUAAAUGCUCCAUGCUGUUUUCUGUAAAUCUGACAUGUUCUGAUGAGAGUUUAUACUAGGCUGUUUUCUGUAAAACAACAUCUGUUAUGAUACCAUAUAACUUAGUGCUAAUAAAAUUUUGCACCUUGUACAAAUGUAUGUGAAAGGUUUUUUACACAUCGUAUAAGACAAAUAGAUAAAUCAACCCCAUACAAAAUUAUAUACCUCUAUUUAUACUGAGGGGGGAUAGGACCUUUCUCGGGACUCCAGGAUCGGCUGUUUUUAAGCUGGGGAUUUUGGGAUUGACCCUUUUGGGAUCUGGGAAUCUUUUUUUUUCGGAUUUUGGGACGUCAGGAUUUACUGUAUUUAACUUCGGGAUCUCGGGAUUUCGGGAUCAGGACCCUCCUAUCCCCCCUCUAUACUGUUUCAGUAAGGACAUUCUUAUGAUGUUAGGCUUAGUAUUUAACAAAGAACACUUUUAAAAAAAACGAAAUUGCUUAUAUUACAUAAUCUAAAUGUCAUAUCCUACAAUUAUUAUUAGAUGUAGUUUUGCUUGUCUGGGAAAUAAUGAGGAUUAGUUCAUUUCAAUACCAUAUCAUGUUAGAGGAAAAAGGAUGUCAAGUUCCUAAGGUCAGAAGUGAAUGCACCACGGUUUUUGGCAUUCAACAAGUGAGCGAUCUAAUUUGCAUGGUCAUUAUUUUAAUAUUUUGCUAACCUGCCUUGACCAACUUAUGUGGGAUUUUAUUGAGCCUUGUUUUGGACUAUAAAAUGAGAAAUGCUUACAGGUAUCAUCUUUUUAAUGUCAAAUGAAAAAAAAAAACAUGUCUUCCUAUUAUAGGGUGUAUACAUUGUAAUCUAACAACAGCUGAUUGAAUAAUUGUAUAUAUAAGAAAGUACAGUACUGCUUGUAAUACAUUAAUUUCAAUGUUAAUUGGGAAGAGCUGACAUUUUUAUUAUGUUUUAAUUAAAAUUGUUUGAGGUACAAUUUAGCUCCCACCUUUGUAUAUAUUGAAAAGUUUUAUGCCACGAUUGCUAUAUGUUUUAGCAAUGACCAAACAUUGUAAUCUUUUAUGUACCAAAAUUUCUUUUACUUGUACCUAACACAUCUUGAAAUGGUUUGUCCAGCUUUUAAAAUUCUCUUUGCAAUGCUUGAUUAUAUGGUUUUUACUGGCUUUGAAAAAAGUCGGGUUUUUCGGUCAUAAAAUUUAGACAGUAUUGAAAAUAACAUUGGCUAUGUUGUUAUAAGACUUGCAUUUAUUUAUCCUUUGGAUAUUCCGCACAAUAAGAUUUUCUUUAUUCUUGAAAAUCAACUAUAUAGAUAUCUCAAUGAAGCCAUAUACACACAUAUAAACUUUCAACAUGGAUUGUAUUGACAUAUUCAAUUACUAAUAUUGGUAUAAAUGUAUUUUUAGACUAUAUACUGAAGGUGAAGUUGAAAUCUUAUAAAAAUUCUUUUAUUUUUGUAAGUACAAAAUGUCAGAAUUUUUGUUGAGUCAGGAAUUUAGUUUUUCAUGGAUACUUGACUCCAUUAUCUGCAGACAAACCUUAAGAUAUAUAUUUUGGUGUAACCCCAUAUCCACACAAUCCUCAAACACAAAAAAAUACCCCACAAGUUACAAUGAAUCCACAGUCAUAUUUCAACUAGUUUGUCAUGAAAUCUUUCAUCAAGUAAUAUAAAUAGAAGAGGUGACAUGUUUCCAUGGUAACAUUUUUCAAACAUUGCUAUGUAUUUUAUGUACCGAUAAUGAAAUUAGACAUCAAGAGAUGUUUGACAGAUUUUAAUGGGUUGUAGAUUAUAGGGUCAGUUUCAUCAGAUUGCAUUCAUCUUUGUCAUUUCAUUGUCAAUAAAUAAAAAUUGAUAAUAACA